AAAGCUGAGAUCUGGGGAGCAGUUUAUGACGAGGAAGCAGACGUUAUACUGAGAAAUUGGAAGAGCGGGAUUGUCAGCUUCUUUUCUUGUCAGGGCUCCUGUGCAUUUACCAACUGUGUGAAAAUCAGAUAUUUCUCUCAUGACCGCAGCCGCAUGCUGGGAACGGAUUAAAACUUUCAUCUGUCAAGUAGCUGUUAAAAGGCAAAGGAGCUGCUUACCAUGGCAUUGACUAGUGAGGAGCUAGGGUUGCUGGUGAAUGGCAAAUGAGAAAGGAGAUUCUGAGAACUGGCACUUGUAACCAUGGAUGGAAGAAAAGAUUUGGCUAAACAGCUGGAGCCUCCUGCUACCUUCGGAGCUUCAAGACCCACUGGUCUCAAGGGACUGAUCCCACCAUCGCAUUUCCAGAGCAGGUCAGCACCUCCCCUAAUGGGGAGUGCUACUGCUUUACCUAAUUGGGAGGCAGUGGAACUCAGGCGAGAAAACCAGCGACUAAAGGAUGAACUUCAUAGAUGGGCUGCAACAGAAGAUGUGGCCAGCGGGGGCAGGGUGACAGACAAAACAGAAGAUGCAGGAACAAGAACCAGAUCCCUCGAUAGAGAAGCUGAUCCCUCAAGUAUGCGUCACACUCUGGCCAUGUCCCAACAGGCGGAGAUCAUUUCUCACCAACUUCACGAGAUCCAGAGGCUGGAGGCUGAACUUGCUGCCCUGCGAGUUGCAUCAGCCCGGCAGGAGGCAACAGCUGCCAGUCGGGAAAAUACUCUCGCUCACCUCCAGGGGGAGCUGGCAGAUCUCAGAAGCCAGAGCCAGGUGGAGUCAACUGCCUUGAAGGCAGAACUGGAGGAAAUCAAGGGGAGUAGGAAACGGGAGCUUGAGACUGUGAAGGAAGAACUAGAGCAACUGAGGAGCCAGGCUUGCCUGGAAGCAGAUUGCUUGAGAGAGGAACUCAAGUCAGCCAAGGAAAGACACAGCUGUGAAAUUGGAUUGGCACAGGAAGCGCUGCAGAGGGCGCUUGAAGAGGCAGAAGCUGAACGGAAAAGGCAGGAGGAGAGAGCACAAGAGCGCCUACAGGCUGCACUCAGGGAGCACCAGGCUGAGAUUUCUAGACUCUCUGAAGCCCACAGAGCUGAAGUUUCUUCCUUGAAGCAUCAAGCACAAGUCCUCCAAAAGGAUCUGGAAGCUCAGCAAAAGGAAGCUGCCCAACUGCAGGAAGAGAGGGAUGUUGUCCGGAAUCAGCUCCGAGCAGCUGAGGCAGAGCUGACUUCCCAGAAUGCUUUGCUGAUGCAGCUGAAGACAUACGUUGGAGAGCAGGAGUCAAGACAGCCCAGUUUGGAGCAAGAACAGCUGAUCAGUAGAGUGCAGCACCUGGAAGAGGAAAAGGAUGCCUUGAAGACAACAGUCGAGCUCCUGCAGGUUCGUUUGACUUCGCUCAGUGAUAUCCUGACCCUACAGGAGAUGGAGCUCGCCAGGAAGGUCCACCUCAAAGAUCCUCUCCAGUCGGAGUCAUCUCAGAAACUUCAAUGCCUGCUGAGCCGGUGGCGGGAGAAAGUCUUUUCUCUUUUGGUGCAGCUGAAAUCUCAGGAGCUUUGCCAUAUGGACACCACUAAACUGCUGCAGAGGAAGGUAAAAGAACUUGAAGAAGAAGUCGAGUCCAAAGACCAGAAGGUGACAGUGUUGCUUCACAGCCUUGAGGACAAGACGGCAGAAGCUGAUAUGGAAAGAGUGAGGAACAAGACUCUUAAGAUGGAAGUGUCACACUCUAAAGAAUUGGCACAGAAACUCCACCAGAGGGUAGAGGCUGGUGAAAAUGCCCUUCAGGGACUUGUGGAGUCAGUCAGCAGGCUACACCACCAACUGAUGGACCAGGAAGAGACGUGGAAAGCGGCGUUGUCACGCCUGUUGGGACUGGGAAACAGAAUUUCCUUUGCAACCAAGAGAGUUGACACCGUCCAAGGGCUGGUAUGCCAGAAAAUAGCACUAGCUAAGCUUCAGCGAGAGGAGAAACCUGGCUCUGCUCAAUCACACCAGGAGAGGAGACUUCAUCCACCUUAUGAAGAUCUGCAAGCUGAGUUACAGAUGCUGCAUGAAGAACGGGACCAACUCUCUGUGGAGCUUAAACGGGGGGCGCAACUAAUAGAGAAAAAAGUGGCUGAAGUGCGAGAAAAAGCAGAGACUGAUCUCAAGGAAAUGAGGGAGACAGCUCAGUGCCUGCAGGGCGCACUGGAGGCAAAGGUGGCGAUGGAGCAGGCCCUGAGGCAACAGCAGGAGGCCACGGAGAGGCAGCUGGAGGAAGCGCACACAAACCUCCGGGAGACUGAGGAAGCUGCAGAGAGCUUGAGGCAGGAGCUGGGGCAGUUACGAGAGGAAUACGAGAAAACCCUGCAGGAGAAGGUGACAGAAGUGGAAACGCAGCUGCACAAGGAUCUGUCAGAAAUGGGGAAAAGGCUCAAUGAGGCAAGGAGGGAGCAUACAAAGGCAGUGGUUGCCCUACACCAGGCUGAGCGGCAGGCAGCAAGGGACAAAGCUCACAGCGAAGAGCUGGCCAAGCUGCAAGAGACUGCCGCACAACAGGAAACAGGGCGCCUUGAAGCACGUCUGCAGGAGCUCGAGAGGGACAAGAACCUGCUGAUGGCCACCUUACGACAAGAAGGGAUGUUGGCCCAGUAUCGGCAGAAUCGACUGGCAGCAGUCCAAGCCCCAGUAGAAUUGAUCAAGAAGGGUGCAACUCAAACUCCAUCAAAAGAGUCCCUCUCUGCUGUGCUGAGUGAUCUACAGGUCCUAAGUGCUGCCAUCCUGCAUGAAGAGGAGGCAGAAGAAAAGCCUGAUGAAGACGGAGGCACCGAAUCAGACACCUAAGAGCAGCUCUCAAUGAAAGUGAAUUUUCUGGAGGAGGAGGGAAUGAGCAUUAUGGAUGUGGGUGUGAAUAGAAAAC
This is a messenger RNA of Eublepharis macularius, 2929 nucleotides long. RefSeq names its product coiled-coil alpha-helical rod protein 1 (gene CCHCR1). The transcript has 18 exons. Lineage: Eukaryota; Metazoa; Chordata; Lepidosauria; Squamata; Eublepharidae. The record is from RefSeq and is a predicted model, not a curated record. Gene Ontology annotation, biological process: protein export from nucleus; cell differentiation. Gene Ontology annotation, cellular component: centriole. Bases 301 to 2853 code for a protein of 850 amino acids.